UAGUGCUCUCUCUGACUUCAUACGGUGCGCGCAUUAUCAGCAUCGAUCAGAAUCGUUCUGUUUUGUGGGUUAGUUCCAUGUAAUUGAGGCAGUAUAGGUGUAAAGAUGAGCGAUGAUAUACUUGAGGUAUGCAAGGAGCUGGAUUACCUAAUGAUUCAUGCUUUGGAUCUUAUGGAAGAACAAAUUAAAUGUAAAUUGAAACUUCAAGAGACCAUGAAAUCAGGUUGCCUGAAUUUGGCAAAAGCUCGGUACAUAAUGGGUCACAACAAUAUAUCAUCCCUGCAGCUACCAACAGAAGACAGUGCUGAAAUUGCAGCUCAAAGAACAGUUGCAUCAUCAGUUGAAACCAAGAAGAAUUUUGAAUACAUGGUCUUCAAACUUCAUACAAUAAAUCUAGCAAAAAUGUCUUCAGGAGAGCAAGAGGAGGGGAACAGCAUCAGGAGAAGAGCAAGUAAAGAUGGAAGUGAAAGCAAAGGAAAAGAGGAUUUGAAUUGUAAGAAAAUUGAAGACAAUGGACUUGUGAUUGCUACUGACCCAAUAAAAUGGUUUGGUUAUCUCGUACCUCAGAACCUGCGCCAAGCUCAGAAAGGUUUUCAUGCAGCACUGGAGUUGGUUGUUCAGAGUGCAAACAUUCAGUCUGAACUGGAGGCAACACAUAAAAGAUGUGACAAGCUUUUAAAAUUGAAGACUGCUCUUAUAGCUAUUAAAUCCGAAGUGUGAAGUAGUUGAAGAAUGUGAUCCCAGUCUUAAUGAGGUGGUUGAACAUUCCAGAGGAAUGGAACUGAACGUUUUUAUUUAUGUUGUAAAGUGUAAAGAGCAUCAAGAUUCAGGUUAAGAAGCCAGGAUGAGUGGUAAAAAUGUGGAUGAAUUAUUAUUAAAAUGUAGUGACUAUGAUGUGGAUUCAUGAAAGUUGUCAAGCCCUGCCAAAAUGUAACAAAUUUUCUAUUUUACUGUGAGUAAUUGGAUGUAGUAAAUGGACAUUUCUGCACAUA
Messenger RNA from Cryptotermes secundus, 992 nucleotides. RefSeq names its product coiled-coil domain-containing protein 115. Gene Ontology annotation, biological process: vacuolar proton-transporting V-type ATPase complex assembly. The transcript has 2 exons. The record is from RefSeq and is a predicted model, not a curated record. NCBI's taxonomy places the organism in Eukaryota, Metazoa, Arthropoda, Insecta, Blattodea, Kalotermitidae. Gene Ontology annotation, cellular component: extrinsic component of endoplasmic reticulum membrane. The coding region runs from base 106 to 720 and encodes 204 amino acids.